AUGACUACCAAACCCCAAAUACCGCAUCUCCGUGACACCGCAACGUCAAAACAACUCAUCGUCAAUGGAAAGCCGUUCCUCAUACUCGGCGGAGAGCUACAGAAUUCUUCAUUCAGUUCUGUCGAGUAUAUGAAUGAGGUAUGGUCAAGUCUGGUUGCCAAUAACUACAAUACGAUCUUGGGAAGUGUUGGCUGGGAACAGAUCGAGCCACACGAAGGCACUUUCGACUUUGGCGUUCUGGAUGCACAGAUUGGAGCUGCCCGUCGUUGGGGAUUGCGGAUCGUUCUGUUGUGGUUUGGGAGUUACAAGAAUGUCUUUCAACAGNGCCUUUCAUCGUACACUCCGGUAUGGGUCAAGCAAGACGACAAGCGGUUCCCUCGAACCAAGCUCAGAGAUUCCACAGGCAACCUCAUCACUGGCGAUGUCCUGUCCGUCUUCGGCGAAGAGAGCAUGGGUGCAGACGCAAAUGCAUUCACGCAACUCAUGCGACAUCUCAAGCAGAUAGACGGCGACCACUCUACCGUAAUAAUGGUACAAGUAGAGAACGAAGUCGGUGUCCUUGGAGACUCGAGAGACCGCAGUGCAGCCGCCGAAAAGGCAUUCAAUGCUCCAAUGCCAGCAGAGAUGAUCCAAUUCCUAAACAGCGAGUGGGCAAAGAAGACAUCUAAAUUCCAAGUCAACUUCAAGGACAUUGAGACCAAGACUUUUUCUCCAGAGAUAUCCUGGGCAGAUCUCGGUGGUACAGAAGAAAGGGUCAAUGAACUUUUCAUGGCUUACCACUACGCACGCUACCUCGAGAACAUCACCUCUGCUGGCAAGAAGGAAUACCCACUUCCAAUGUACACCAACGUAUGGCAAAACUACGCCGAUGAAGAUGCAGAUAUAAAUGCACCCACCAUCGCCGGCGGCGGAAACCUACCCGGCGACUACCCCUCAGGAGGCGGCGUAACCGACGUCCUCGAUAUCUGGCAAACCUUUGCACCAUCUCUCGAUAUCAUCGGCCCUGACAUCUAUCUCAACAACUACACAGCUUCGUGUGCAAAAUACAGACACAACAAUCAAGUCCUCUUUAUUCCAGAGCAACGGCGCGACGAUUACGGUGCCUUGCGUGUUUGGGCAGCAUUCGGUUCAUACCAAUGCAUUGGCACAGCACCGUUUGGUGUUGACACGAUUCACUACACAGACAGCCCCUUUACAGCAACUUAUGGCUUGUUGGCAAAAGUGUCUCGCCAUAUAUUGACCGCACAAGCAAAAGGCAAUGCAAGCGUCGGGUUCUUCUUUGAUGACUUGUCCGCAGAUGGUAAAGAUAACUCGCAACCAAUCUCAGCCGAAUUCGGGCCAUGGAAGCUCACCAUCGAACGUUCUUUUGUUUUCGGUAAGCCGUCGGCUGGCGCAGGAAUGGUAAUCUAUCUCGAAGGAAAAGACCAGUUCCUUCUGAUAGGAUAUGGUUUCCAAGUCUCGGUCCAGUCAUCAAACCCGAAAGCGCACUUUACUGGCAUUCUCAGAUUCGAGGAAUGUGAUAUCUCGAACUAUGAGACAGGCGAGCUGCGGACAUUAAGGCUGCUGAACGGGGAUGAGACAAGAAGUGGCAAGUCUUGUGUCAUGCCGAAUGUGAACCCAGAUUAUGGCGGGUUCCCUAUCAGUAUCACUAUCCCUGGAAGGACUGGCAUUGCCAUGUGUCAACCUUAUGCUUUGUUGAACUAA
This is a messenger RNA of Aureobasidium uvarum, 1704 nucleotides long. NCBI's taxonomy places the organism in Eukaryota, Fungi, Ascomycota, Dothideomycetes, Dothideales, Saccotheciaceae. The record is from the annotation of a GenBank genome assembly.